AUGUUCAAUCGUAACGCCCUCUUUGGCAACAGACAAGAAGCACCGCCUGGACAACGAACACCAGUGCGCCAGCCUUCAGGAAGGUGUAUACUGACUGAGGGUCCUACUAGUCAGCCCGAGCCACGACAGCAACCCUCCUACGAUCAGCCUCCACGACACCACGAAGCACCGCGAGAUAGCGGAAGAAUGCAGCUGCAACCUGUAGCAUCGCUGAAAGAGCUCAUAUUCUCAAAUGUUGCUGCUGUCUCGCCGCAAGAUAUAGGAGGAUCUCGAGAGGACGUGUAUCUGCUCAUAAAUGGACAAUAUGCAUUGUCGGCACGUCCCCACCCCGCCGUGCAGAGAGGCCAGAUCGGUCUAAACGAGUUUCAAAGGACAUGGAUGCAAGUCGCGUUCACGGAUGUCAUCGAAGCGGAACGCUACGAUCCCUUUCGUCAAGGGAAGCGAGUACAUCUGGGCAAUAUGGACGUCGAGAUUGGCUUCGCAGGCAAGACGAGCUCACCAAACCCCUUUGAUCAAGAUGAACUUGCAGAUUGCGUCAAGAAGACUUUCCAACAUCAAAUCUUCGCGCCUGGGCAGUCAGCCCUCAUGGACUUUAGGAGCGCUAAGCUAAAGCUCACGAUCCGGCUUGUAGAGAUGGUGGACCUUAUGAACCUGAGUGCAGGCACAAGUGGUGCGCAGAGUGAUCCACGGGCGAGAGGUAUUCUCACACCAGAGACUGUCAUCAACUUCUUCAAGGAUGCGAAGUCACCUAUCAACUUGAAGGGCUCGACAAAGAGGCCGGCAGCCAACUCAGUUCUACGGCCCGACUUCAAAUUCGAGGAUAUGGGCAUCGGUGGUCUUGACAAGGAGUUUAGCGACAUUUUCCGCAGGGCUUUCGCCUCGCGCAUCUUCCCUCCAGGAUUGGUGGACCAGCUGGGCAUCCAACAUGUUCGCGGUAUGCUUCUAUACGGGCCUCCUGGAACUGGUAAAACACUUAUCGCGCGUCAAAUUGGAAAGAUGCUGAACGCUCGUGAGCCCAAAGUCAUCAACGGUCCAGAAGUGCUCAACAAGUAUGUUGGUCAAUCGGAAGAGAACAUCCGUAAGCUGUUCGCAGAUGCAGAGAAAGAACAAAAGGAGAAGGGCGACGAGAGCGGGCUUCACAUCAUCAUCUUUGACGAACUAGAUGCCGUGUGCAAGCAGCGUGGCUCGGGAGCUGGAGGUGGCACCGGCGUGGGCGACAGUGUGGUCAACCAGCUGCUCUCGAAGUUGGACGGUGUCGAUCAGCUGAACAACAUCCUCCUCAUCGGUAUGACUAAUCGCAAAGAUAUGAUCGACGAGGCACUACUGCGAUCUGGACGUCUCGAAGUGCAUAUGGAGAUCAGCUUGCCGGACGAAUUCGGACGUGGACAGAUUCUCAAGAUUCACACCAACAAAAUGCGUGAGAAUGGAAAACUAUCCUCUGAUGUCGAUCUUACCACCCUCGCGAAGGAGACUCGUAACUUCUCUGGAGCAGAAAUCAGUGGCUUGGUUAAAGCUGCCAGCAGUUUUGCGCUACAGCGGCAUAUCAAGGGCGGUACCGUUGCAGCAGUAUCCGACGACAUCGCAGACAUGAAACUACGCAUGGCAGACUUCGAACUUGCACUGCAGGAAGUUAAGCCUCUUUUCGGUGUCAACGAAGAAGAUCUCGAGGACAGUGUAGGUGAGGGCAUCAUUCACUUCGGCCCACAGAUCGAAAAGAUUUUGGAAAGUGGCCGAGAACUGGUUGAAGUUGUCCGCUCAGGCGACGUACGCAUUUUCUCUGCCCUUCUCCAUGGCCCAAGUGGAAGUGGCAAGACUGCCCUCGCAGCACAAAUCGCUCUGGACUCAGGAUUCCCUUUCAUCAAAUUGGUCAAAGCCGCGGAUAUGGUCGGCAUGAACGAGAUCCAGAAGAUUCAAUAUCUCUCGAAGGUCUUCACAGACGCCUACAAAUCGCCACUCAAUGCCCUGGUCAUCGAUGGGAUAGAGCUUCUCAUCGACUGGGUGCCCGUGGGCCCGCGUUUCUCCGCAGCAGUAUUGGCUGCGCUCAAAAGCUUGUUGACGAGCAAUCCACCCAAGAACCGUCUGCUGCUGGUACUAGGCACGACAUCGGAACGGACUGUCAUGCAGCAGCUGCAGUUGAAGUUCAAGUUCGAGAUUGCGGUUCCCAAUCUCCAAACCUCGGAAGAGUUGUCACAUGUCCUGCGUGCGCAGAGCUUCGAAGAUCAAGACAUCAGACGUGCUCUGCAAGUCAUUGAGAGCACUACUGGGUCAAGCUCGAUCAAUAUCGGGAUACAGAGGAUAUUGGAUAUCGUCAAGAAAUCGAAGCGGAAUCCAGACAAAGCUGGUGCAUUUGCUGAGAUGAUCUGCGAGGCGAAGAACGAUGCAUAG
Molecule: messenger RNA, 2385 nt
Organism: Fulvia fulva
Lineage: Eukaryota; Fungi; Ascomycota; Dothideomycetes; Mycosphaerellales; Mycosphaerellaceae
Product: Vesicular-fusion protein sec18
Exons: 2
Coding region: 1-2385 (794 amino acids)
Biological process (GO): Golgi to plasma membrane protein transport; intra-Golgi vesicle-mediated transport; SNARE complex disassembly
Cellular component (GO): Golgi stack
Molecular function (GO): ATP hydrolysis activity; ATP binding
Source: RefSeq, a predicted model, not a curated record